Trichomonas vaginalis G3 is the source of this 207-nucleotide messenger RNA. RefSeq lists its product as uncharacterized. The transcript has a single exon. The record is from RefSeq and is a predicted model, not a curated record. Bases 1 to 207 code for a protein of 68 amino acids. NCBI's taxonomy places the organism in Eukaryota, Parabasalia, Trichomonadida, Trichomonadidae.
AUGAGAUCGCCCCUUCCCACCCUGCUCUCACGAAGUUACACUCCUUGUCCACACAUUCACACGCACCUCUUGCCAGCCUCAUCAAGGUACUACCUUUUAGACACUCACAACACCUCGCACACACGAUUUACAAACUGUAGAUUUCUCAAGUUCUGCAGUUUUAGUUGCUGUGCGUAUGUCCUUCACUCACUUUACUCUCUUUCUUAA